CGUGUCGUCCAUCAUUGCCUUCCCUCACAUCGCAACAAAACCCACCUUACACUCUCCUCUUCUUUCUCUCUCGCGCAGAGCUAGCAAGGCUCUCCUAGGGUUUCUUUUCCUCUACUUGUCCUUUCCCAGGAAGCUAAAACCCCACCAAAACCUUCCCAAUCCUGCACAUUUUGCCUUUAACUCUCCACAUUUCACAUCCAUUGUCAAUUUCUAUCUUCAAAGGAAAUCCAACAUCUUCACACCAGCCAUAUCAAUCGAUUCAUGGCCAAAACCAAACCAGGCAAAAAAGACCUCGAUUCCUACACUAUCAAAGGCACCAACAAAGUUGUUCGACCUGGUGAUUGUGUGUUGAUGCGCCCAUCGGACUCUGAUAAGCCUCCCUACGUGGCACGUGUUGAGAAAAUUGAGGCCGAUCAUCGCAAUAACGUCAAAGUCCGUGUCCGGUGGUACUAUCGGCCUGAGGAGUCCAUCGGUGGCCGCCGUCAAUUCCAUGGGGCAAAAGAGCUCUUCUUAUCGGACCACUACGAUGUGCAAAGUGCACACACAAUUGAAGGCAAGUGCAUCGUGCACUCCUUCAAGAAUUACACUAAGCUUGAAAAUGUUGGAGCUGAGGAUUACUUCUGUAGAUUCGAAUACAAGGCUGCCACUGGCGGGUUCACCCCUGACCGCGUAGCUGUGUACUGUAAAUGUGAGAUGCCAUACAAUCCAGAUGAUCUAAUGGUGCAGUGCGAGGGUUGCAAAGAUUGGUUUCAUCCUUCUUGUAUGGGUAUGACAAUUGAAGAAGCCAAAAAAUUGGAUCACUUUCUAUGUUUUGACUGUUGCUCUGAUCAUGAUGCCAAAAGAACUUUAAAUGCAUUCCCAGUAUCACCUUCUGUUGAAGCCAAGGUGGAGACAAAGCGAAGGAAGAGAUGACUGGAUAAUCAUUGAUGUGUGAUGGAGAGGUACUUUUCUUGCACAUUAGCUCCAGUAUGUUCUUGUUGUCCUGUUGUUGAAUUGUACAGUGCUGAGAAGAUUCUAUGUUAGCACAAACAAGAGGCAUUUCUUAUUAUUUAUCAUUUUCUAGUGUUUGUAUGUGUGAAUGAACUUAGGAGAUGAUCUCUUGUGCUCAGUGAUGUCCUCUUGAGAACUGUGCCAAAAAUUGCAUUAUCUUAUUAAUGUGCCCAUGAUGACGAAUCAAACUAAACAUCUAGAAAACUUGUGGGUUUAUUGUGAUAUUGCUGCUCUUUCUGUUCUUUUCUUCUGCUUCUCUUAAAUCAUAAGGGAUGAGGAGAGAGGAGUUGGGGUUUUAGCAAGAGAUGUGACAGUGGACUUAAUCCAGGCACUGCUUUGGACUCAAAUCUCCUUGUGGAGUGGUUUUUUGAAGCAGAACAAGGUGAAUCCCACCACGCAAUCUCAACAUCCAUGGUGGGUGUUUUUUUUUUUUCGUAUAGGAGGUUCUGAAAUUUUUGAGCGAGUGUCCCAAUUCUCUAGUUGCCAGUGCUUCUGAAAUUUUGAAUCACCUGUUCAAGAUAGCUGAUUGAAUGUGGAAUUUCUUCAAUUGAGCAGACCUGCCCAUGGCCUAGCUGAGGGCAUCAUCUAUUUUGUAUGAAUUUCUAUGCAUCUAUAAAUAACCAUGUUUGCAGUCA
Molecule: messenger RNA, 1625 nt
Organism: Hevea brasiliensis (rubber tree)
Lineage: Eukaryota; Viridiplantae; Streptophyta; Magnoliopsida; Malpighiales; Euphorbiaceae
Product: chromatin remodeling protein EBS
Exons: 5
Coding region: 262-912 (216 amino acids)
Molecular function (GO): chromatin binding
Source: RefSeq, a predicted model, not a curated record